CGGCGGCGGCGGCGGCGGCGGCGGCGGCGAAGGCGGCGAAGGCGGCGAAGGCGGUGGCGGCGGCGGUCCUUGGAGCGACAUCCCAAACCAGACCGAGAGAGAAUCCGCCCAGGGUAACCGCGGCGGCAGCCCCACCUCUCCAGGCCGGCCUCAGAAAGACCUGCGUGCUUCCCCAGGACUUCGGCGAGCACGUUCCGGGCCGGUCCUCUCUCCGCAGUGAGCCAAGAGUGCUGGGGGGAGGUGCUUGCGCAUGCCAGGUGCACAGCCCACUCGCUUGCCAGCCCCCGUGCAGGUGUGCCGCGGCGGUCCUGGGAGUGCCCGAGAGGCUGCGAUCCUGUCACCCUCUCCUCCUUCGCGUUAAGUACGGUUCGGACUCAGAUGCCCGUUUUCUAGAUCGCUCGGACGCCGCAGCCCUGCCCCGCGGGGGCCUCUCGCGCCCGGCUAACUUUGAAGAGGGAAAACUGAAUAGCCGGGCUGGAGGGCGGGGGCUCGGGGCCGCGCGGAGCUCCCACGCUUCCCCGGAGCCCCCGGGGUCCGCGCGAGCCCCCGCCGAGCCUGCCGCAACCACAGCAUUGGAGCCGGCGCGGGUAUCUCCCCCGCGCCGCCGGGCCGCCCUGGGCGGGACGUUUCCCGCGGCCUCCAGGCCCCCCGGGCGCGCGCAACAGGCGGCCCGACACGUCGGGAAGCUGGAGCGCCGGCGGCGUCGUCCUCGGAGGGGUGUGGAGAGGCGAGGCCGGGCAGAGCCCCGCGCAGCCAUGGAGUCACUCCUGCUGCCGGUGCUGCUGCUGCUGGCCAUCUUAUGGACGCAGGCUGCUGCCCUCAUUAACCUUAAGUACUCUGUAGAAGAGGAGCAGCGUGCCGGGACAGUGAUCGCUAACGUGGCCAAGGACGCGCGGGAUGCUGGCUUUGCUAUGGACCCACGACAAGCCUCCGCCUUCCGUGUGGUAUCGAACUCAGCCCCGCACUUGGUGGACAUCAACCCCAGCUCGGGCCUGCUGGUCACCAAACAGAAGAUCGACCGCGACCUACUGUGCCGCCAGAGCCCCAAGUGUAUCAUCUCGCUGGAAGUCAUGUCCAGCUCAAUGGAAAUCUGCGUGAUUAAGGUGGAGAUCAAAGACCUAAACGACAAUGCUCCCAGCUUCCCGGCGGGACAGAUAGAGCUGGAGAUCUCAGAGGCAGCCAGCCCUGGCACGCGCAUCCCUCUGGACAGUGCCUACGACCCGGACUCUGGCAGUUUCGGUGUGCAGACCUACGAGCUCACGCCUAAUGAGCUCUUCGGCCUGGAGAUAAAGACGCGUGGUGACGGCUCACGCUUUGCUGAACUCGUGGUGGAAAAGAGCCUGGAUCGAGAGACUCAAUCGCACUACAACUUUCGCAUCACCGCACUCGACGGGGGCGAUCCGCCUCACAUGGGCACGGUUGGCCUCAGCAUUAAGGUGACUGACUCCAAUGACAACAAUCCGGUGUUCGGCCAGUCCAAUUAUGCUGUCAGCGUGCCAGAGAAUUCGCCUCCUAAUACUCCUGUCAUCCGCCUCAAUGCCAGCGACCCAGACGAGGGCACCAAUGGCCAGGUGGUCUACUCAUUUUAUGGCUAUGUCAACGACCGCACCCGCGAGCUCUUUCAGAUUGAUCCUCAUAGCGGCCUGGUUACAGUUAUCGGUGCCCUGGACUAUGAGGAGGGCCACGUGUAUGAAUUAGACGUGCAAGCCAAGGACUUGGGACCUAAUUCCAUUCCUGCACACUGCAAGGUCACGGUCAGCGUUCUUGAUACCAACGAUAACCCGCCGGUUAUCAACUUGUUAUCCGUCAACAGUGAGCUGGUGGAGGUGAGCGAGAGCGCCCCCCCGGGUUACGUGAUCGCCCUCGUGCGGGUUUCGGAUCGCGACACCGGCCUCAAUGGGCGCGUUCAGUGCCGCUUGCUGGGCAACGUGCCCUUUCGGCUACAGGAGUAUGAGAGCUUCUCCACUAUCCUGGUAGACGGACGACUGGACCGGGAGCAGCACGAACAGUACAACCUUACAAUCCAGGCGCGCGAUGGCGGCGUGCCCAUGCUGCAGAGUGCCAAGUCUUUCACUGUGCGCAUCACCGAUGAGAACGACAACCAUCCGCACUUUUCCAAGCCCUACUACCAAGUAAUUGUGCAGGAGAACAAUACUCCCGGCGCAUACCUGCUGUCCGUGUCAGCUCGAGACCCUGACCUGGGUCUCAAUGGCAGUGUUUCCUAUCAGAUCGUGCCAUCGCAGGUGCGGGACAUGCCUGUCUUCACCUAUGUCUCCAUCAAUCCCAACUCAGGGGACAUUUACGCACUGCGAUCUUUCAACCACGAACAGACCAAGGCAUUCGAAUUCAAGGUGCUGGCCAAGGACGGAGGCCUGCCCUCACUACAGAGCAAUGCAACCGUUCGAGUCAUCAUCCUCGAUGUCAAUGACAAUACUCCGGUCAUCACGGCCCCUCCUCUAAUUAACGGCACCGCCGAAGUCUACAUUCCUCGAAAUUCAGGCAUAGGCUACCUGGUGACUGUUGUUAAAGCCGAGGACUAUGAUGAAGGUGAAAAUGGUCGGGUCACCUAUGACAUGACUGAUGGGGACAGAGGCUUCUUUGAAAUAGAUAAGGUCAACGGGGAAGUCAGAACCACUCGCACCUUCAAUGAGAAUUCCAAGGCUUCCUAUGAGCUUAUUGUGGUAGCCCACGACCAUGGCAAGACAUCUCUUUCCGCCUCUGCACUCGUCGUAGUCUACUUGUCCCCUGCUCUGGAUGCCCAGGAGUCUAUGGGUUCCGUCAACUUGUCCCUGAUCUUCAUUAUAGCCCUGGGCUCCAUUGCGGGGAUCCUCUUUGUCACGAUGAUCUUCGUAGCAAUCAAGUGCAAGAGAGAUAACAAAGAGAUCAGGACCUACAACUGCAGAAUCGCCGAGUACUCCUAUGGCCAUCAAAAGAAAUCAAGCAAGAAGAAAAAAAUCAGUAAGAAUGACAUACGCCUCGUACCCAGGGAUGUGGAGGAGACAGACAAGAUGAACGUUGUCAGUUGUUCCUCUCUGACCUCAUCCCUCAACUAUUUCGACUACCACCAGCAGACGCUGCCCCUGGGCUGCCGCCGCUCUGAGAGCACUUUCCUGAAUGUGGAGAACCAGAAUACCCGUAAUACCACCAGUGCCAGCCACAUCUAUCAUCAUUCUUUCAACAGCCAGGGCCCCCAGCAGCCAGACUUGAUUAUCAAUGGCGUCCCUCUGCCUGAGAAUGAAAACUUCUCCUUUGAUUCCAACUAUGUGAACAGUCGAGCCCAUUUAAUCAAGAGCUCCACCUUUAAGGAUUUAGAGGGCAACAGCCUGAAGGACAGUGGGCAUGAGGAAAGCGACCAGACUGACAGUGAACAUGAUGUCCAGAGAAGCCUGUAUUGCGAUACUGCUGUGAAUGAUGUGCUGAAUGCUAGUGUGACUUCUAUGGGAUCCCAGAUGCCUGACCAUGAUCAGAAUGAAGGAUUUCACUGCCGGGAAGAGUGCCGGAUUCUUGGGCACUCCGAUCGGUGCUGGAUGCCUCGAAACACCAUGACCACCCGCUCCAAGUCCCCUGAGCACGUGAGGAAUGUCAUCGCACUGUCCAUUGAAGCUGCUGCUGCAGAUGCUGAAGCCUAUGAUGACUGCGGCCCCACCAAGAGGACCUUUGCAACCUUUGGGAAAGAUGUCGUUGAUCACGUGGCUGAGGAAAGGCCUACCCUGAAAGGCCGGAAGACUGUUGAAGUCACCAUUUGCAGCCCUAAGGUCAGUGGUGUGAUCCGGGAGGCAGGCAAUGGCUGUGAGGCUAUUAGCCCUGUCACCUCCCCUCUGCACCUCAAGAGCUCUGUGCCUGCCAAGCCUUCAAUAUCUUUCACCGUUGCUCUGGCACCCAUGGGCCGAGAUGUAGAGCAGUAUGCCAACAACGGCGCGUCUCGUCCCUCUGAAGCUGAGCCCCGUGGAGCCGACAGUGAGAAAGUUGUGUGUGAAGUCAUUCCUAUUAUGAAGGAGGGUCGUGACAAGGAGUCUCCUGGAGUAAAGCAUCUGAAAGAUAUUGUACUCUAAAGGGGAAGGGAGAGAAACCAUGCUGGCCAGUGAAAAAGCAGGAGUUAAUCUUUGCAAUUGUUUACCAAUGGUUGGUUCUUGAGUGGGUAUAUUUCAGAGCUUUCCCUAAAUGUAUUGUUUAUAAAUGUCUAUCAUUCUGUGACAAUCCGUCUCCUUUAAAUAAGCAGCAGGAGUGAUCAGUUGGAGCAAAUUAGCUUGCAGUUGCGUUGUUCUUGGGGCCUUGGUGUUGGGGAAACAGAGAGAAAUUCAGUUGUGAAAAGUAUUAUGUAUAAGUGUUUGAAUUUAUAUAUUUUUCUAUGUCAAAUGAUAAUAUAAAUUACCAUUGUUUGUGAAGGGUUACAUUUUAAAAAAGCAAAAAAAAAAUUAAACAAAAAAAAACAAGAAAAAACAAAAACAAAGAACCAAGCUCUGGAUACCUUUAAUAAGCUCGUCAUUGUUUUUGUAGCGUAGACAAGUUAAUGGUCAUAUAUUGUAUACUAUUCAGUGAUGUGUAUCAAGCCCCCCAAAAGUUGUUUCUGAAGCUUGAAUACUUUCCGAUGACUCUACUUUGCUGUGGACACCCCUAAUUUUAGAAUCCUUUUUGAUAGCUGUGCUCUUGUUGUAUUUGAUAUUGCAAAUUACUAUGUGUGUAGUGAGGUUAAAAGGCUUUUAGAGGUUGAUACUUUUUCUUAUAAACAACAAAAAUACAGACAAAAACAAAAUGCAAACAACUGAGAUGAAAAGUGGUGGAGCAACAUCACAUGCAUAAACAAAUUUUUGAAGUAUAUUCACCCAUGAAAAUACUCACAUAGUGAUUUCUAAAUCACCUUGCAAAGUACUUUUUCUGCCUUUUAGUCUUCUGCUCAGAUCCAUGAUGGAUCAUUGCAGGAAGUCAUUUCUUGGAUAUUCUGUUACUAAUGUGCAGUUGUCAGAAAUGCUGUGCUGAAAGUUUCAUUAAAUCCACUUUUAAAAUGUUCAGGCCAUGAGCAGUAAAGUUACCCCAGAAAUGAUCAAUUUCUAGGGUUACACAUUCACUGUCCUAUGGGCCAAAGAGAUAGUACAGGGGUUAAGACACAUCCCUUACAUGCACAAAUUCUGGUAUUUACCCAGCACCACAUUUGGUCCCCUGAACACCACUCAGAGUGAUCCUUGCCUGAGCACAAAGACAAAAGACAAAGGCUUGAGCACAUCUGGGCAUAGCUCAACCUUACCACAAAAACCCGGGGGGGGGGGAGAAAAAAUUCUCUGUCCCCAGUCAAAAAGACUGAAUCUAUUUUGAGAUCUUAGUUAGUAUUUUUCAACACAUAUUUCCUGAUUUGUAGCUUCCCAUUCAUGGUUAGAAUUCAACUACAAAGCAUGCCAGGAGCUAGGACUGGGAACUCCUUGUUGUUCCAUAAAGACUUACAAAGAAGUAAAGAGUAAAAUGCAUUUUAGGUGAAGACAAGAUGCAGGUAAAAGCGUCAAUCCAAUCAAUGAACCUUUGAAAUGGAGACACUUGCUCUAAUAAUUUUAAGACUAACACUUUCCAAAUUUUAAAAAUGUGAAACUAUUCAAAAUUGUUUAUAUUUAGGAAACUCUGCUGUAGGCAAGUAAUACACAUUUUUAUUAACGAGUUUGUUCACGUGAUUUUUUUAUUUAACGUUUUCCAAUUUCUCAUUUAUUAACUGUUUAUUAAUAUUUAUUGGCCAACAUGGCAUUCUUUCAGCUUAACAGUUCAUUACUUAAAAAUAAUCAAACUAUGAGACCUUUGCUAUGCUUUGCCUUGGUCUUGAAAGAACUGUUUUUUAGAGAAAGAAGUUUUGUGGUUUUCUUCUCCUUUGUUUAAUUUUGUGAAACUCAAUUUUGCCUGGAAAGUAGGCUUGGAGGUUGAAAAACUAGAAUGAAAAAAGUGGAUUAAUUUUCUCAUGUUUACAUACAUAAAGCAGCUUUAAAACAUGCUUUAGGGUUUUUUUGCCUAAAUUCCUGUAUUUUUGCAUUACAAGGAUUAUUUUCUUUUAUGGAAGGGGAGGGUUUUCAGAGAUAGGGGAGGAUAAGGUAAUGGGAAUGGGUUUUGAUAGGGGAGGAACAUUUCUGAAGAAGAACCUAUAGUGAUACUACAAAUUCAUUCUUAUAUCUAAUAUUUGGUACUAAAUAUUACCUCACACAAAUUAUUGGCAUGGCUGCAAUGUUUCCUUUGAUACUGACACAGACAUUGCUUACUUUGAUGUAUUUAUUACUUUUGGCUCAUUUCAUUAUUUCCCAUGCACUCUUUCCUGCCAUCAGUUCAUUUCAUUUUUUAGUAGAGAUUGAACUAGGUAUUUAUUUUUCUUUUUGAGUGCUGCAUAAUCAAUAUAGUGAAAAUUAAAUUUUACCGUUUAAUUUAUGAUGGCUACCUGUAGAGUUUAGACUGUUUCUUAACUUGGUCUAUCCUGAUGUUGUUGGCUACCAUGGUUACUUGCAAGUCAAUUUGACAGGUUUUGUAAAAUUGUAUUUUUACUAUAGUCCAUGGAAAUAGAGGAGCUGAAAAGAUUGUGGUACAUAAAUGAUAUAAAUCAAAUGAUAUAAAUGAUAUAAAUCAAAAGAUUGUGGCACAUAAAUGAUAUAAAUGAUAUAUGAUUGCUAAGCCAGAGAGUCUAUAGGUAGCCAUGCCAUUUAUCAGCCAAGAUUGAUGUAGUUAGAGUAGCAUUGACAUUGGUUUCGGGGUUUUUUUUCCCUAUGAAAAUAUUUUUUUCUUUUUCCCUAUCAAAAUAUUUUAUUUUCAUUUGGCAGUCAGACCUUUUUUGUUGUUGGUUCAUUGUGCAUGCCCAAAGAAUUCCUUAUAAUAAGAAUAUGUUUUUUCUUUAUGUCUUGAUGUUUAUCUACAUCCUUCCAGGAGCACAAGUGCAUUCUAGGAGGGAUUGAUAAGCUGAUUUUACAGGUUCCUAAAAAUAGGAAUUUUGUGCAAGAAUCCUAAAUUUCCCUUUGGCUUUGUCUCUUACCCCUCUCUCCUUUUCAAUGCAUUUGAUCAAAAGGGACAAAUGCCAGAGGGCUAAUUAAUCUUCAUUUUCCCUCUCUAAACAAAUGACACACUUAAAUAUGAGGGAGAAAGUUUAGUUUCUAAAUCCUAGGGGUUGAAAUUUAAUUUAUUCUGACACCCCUUUUAGGGGAGAAGUUAGCAUUGAAAUGAGAACUGCUUUGGGUACUACCAUGGGCAGUUAAACUUACUAAUUCAAUACAAAGGGUUUAAUUUAGAUUGAUUGAUUACUCCCCCAUUCAAUAUGAGACUAUAAUAUCUACAAGGAAUAGAAAGAAGGGAACCAUGCUAUGGGGAAUCUAUUCUGUUUUCUCUAUACUGACUCAUCUUUAAACCCUAUUAGAAUGAAACUUACUGUUCCUUUGAACUCACAAAAGCCAGUAAAUAAUGGCUCACUGACAUAUUGCCCAAAUAGAUUAUGGGCCAAAGAAUCAUGAAAUCUCUGCAGGAUAGUGGUUUCCAAAGUGCAAUCCCAGGACCAAAAGCAGCAUCAUUGGUAGCUUUUUAGAAAUUAUAAUUCUCUAUCAUUACCCAGACAAACUGAAGCAGAUACUCUGGGGAUGGGUCCUAACAAUACGAGAUUAGAUGACCACUAAAGGUUGAGAUAGUGUUAAAAAACACCAUAAUGAACAACACAGAUUCUGAUUCAGUAAAUAUGAAUUUAGAAGGGAUGUGGCCUGAAUCUUUUCUUACUUUAGAACUGUAGGUGAAGCUGAUACAGCAGGUCUACGAAUUAUACUCCAAGUACCACUGCUCCAGAGAAAACUUACCUAAUGGUAUAAUAUGAGGUGCCCUUUUAAACUGAAUUGUUGACAUGGUGACUGAUCAAAAGUGUUAUUCUAGGUCAACUGGAGGCCCUAGGAUACUCCAGUUGGGGCCACAGGUGAAAAUCACAUAAAUGCGGGAGGGUGUUAUUACACAAAACUAGUGAGCCAAACAGUAGGACAGGAACAAAGCAAGGUCAGAAGAGGGGGAUUCAUGGGAAAUGUUUGAGAUACACUGGUCUAAGGGAUACAACUUUGAACUCUGAAAUUUGGGAAUCUCUGAAGGGAAUUCAUUUGAAUUUUUCACAGAGCUCUAUCACAUCAUUAAAAAUCAAAACAAAAGUGGUCCACUUGAAGCAGUAAGGACAAAUGGCAGUUUGGGGCAAGGCAGGGUGUGAGGAAUAACUUAGUUGGGCAUCAAGGUAAGAAAGGAAUUUUUAUUGUACAUAAUAUCAGUCAGUUCUGGAUGAAAUUCCAGUUCACUCUGUGGGGAAUGUUGAAUGUUCCUCCAAAGCAUCCUGAGAAGUCUGGUACACUUAGCUCUUUACAUAGGGUAAUAAUACCCUAACUGACUUUGAAAAACUAGCUUAAAUGAGCUUAAGAAAUCCAUUGUAUACAGUUCUAGUGUUUGCCUUCUUGGUAAAAUUACAUUUAAGGAUGUCAUUUCAUGAGUCAAAUUGUAUCUGCUGACACUGAAGUGUAUUGAGAUGUUCUUUAGUUUAAGUAUGUAACAAAGUAAUAUUCAAAGGGGAUGUGUGGGGGUGGGGCUGGGACGGGUGACUUUAUAUUGAUAAUGAAAUAUUCAGAGCAAAACACAUUGUCCUAAUGAAGUUGUUGCAGCUCUCUUUGUUUUCUUGUGAGGCUGGAAUUGGCCUGUGGGUCACUUGUGCAAAAGUGAAUUAAUUUUAAACAGAACUCAUAUUGCUUUUGUGAAUAAAAAAAAGAAAAUUAACCACCUUGUCUGAAAUAUGUAUUGUAAGAUGCUCUUGGUAAAGAACAACACCCGUGUAAACCUGAUCUUGACUGGAAGCACUGUAGGUCAUUAAGGAAAACGGAUGAUUCUGAUUGUUGCUCCAGCUGUGUUGGCAAUUAAAGAUGACCUUGCUACUAAAUUAAAGUUGCUGUCAACCUUAGCAAACAAACCAGCUAACACCAUUACAGCACAGGUUAAGUAGACUUUUACUGGCAUUGGCUGGCGUUCAGCUGAGGAAGGCUAGGAUACAAACUUUAAUGACCAAGAGCCAGACUAGCUUAAGCUAGAAAUUUAGCAACAGAUACCUCCUUGUAGUAUUUUAUUGCUAAGGUAUUAGUUGCAAAAGGCUUCUGCCUUCGCUCCUCUAGUGAGGGGAAUGAGCCUGAUGACACUAUUACUGUUUACCUGUCAAACCAGGGUGGAAAUUUAGAAGGAUACAAGUACAGUAUGUCUUAUUAAGCAGUCUCUGUUGCUGAUUAUACGAAGAUGAAGUUGUUGUAUAUGCUGAUCUGUAUGUUAUGUACAUUUUCACAGUGAUUGAAAUGUUGUAAAAAGAAAAAAGACAAAAAAGAAUCACCACUCUAUUUUGUGAUGAUAAAGCAUCUUUAUUAAAUUAUUGCAGUUAUGUUUUAAUGGUAUUAUCUGCUGCAUUGUUUUCUCUUAUCUGGUGGUUCUGUUUCCCUUUAAUGUGUUUUCUCUGCUUCACAUUUAAUGCAUUUUAUUAUUAAAGGCUAUUAUGGAAAAUUA
Molecule: messenger RNA, 9507 nt
Organism: Sorex araneus (European shrew)
Lineage: Eukaryota; Metazoa; Chordata; Mammalia; Eulipotyphla; Soricidae
Gene: PCDH19
Product: protocadherin 19
Exons: 6
Coding region: 756-4052 (1098 amino acids)
Biological process (GO): homophilic cell-cell adhesion
Cellular component (GO): plasma membrane
Molecular function (GO): calcium ion binding
Source: RefSeq, a predicted model, not a curated record